Messenger RNA from Lycium barbarum (goji berry), 1372 nucleotides. Its product is annotated as NAC domain-containing protein 54-like. NCBI's taxonomy places the organism in Eukaryota, Viridiplantae, Streptophyta, Magnoliopsida, Solanales, Solanaceae. Gene Ontology annotation, biological process: regulation of DNA-templated transcription. Bases 64 to 801 code for a protein of 245 amino acids. Gene Ontology annotation, molecular function: DNA binding. The transcript is spliced from 3 exons. The record is from RefSeq and is a predicted model, not a curated record.
ACUGAUCAAGGCCUCCGAAUUCCAUACGCUAAUAUCUCCAGGAGGCUAUUUGGUUAAUAUAGUAUGGCACCCGUUGGACUGCCUCCUGGUUUUAGGUUCCAUCCAACUGAUGAAGAACUCGUCAAUUAUUAUCUCAAGAGAAAAAUCCACGGCCAAGAGAUUGAACUUGAUAUUAUUCCUGAAGUUGAUCUGUACAAAUGUGAGCCUUGGGAAUUAGCAGAGAAAUCGUUUUUGCCAAGUAGAGAUCCGGAAUGGUAUUUCUUCGGUCCAAGGGACAGGAAAUAUCCGAACGGGUUCAGAACGAACAGAGCGACUCGAGCUGGUUACUGGAAGUCUACGGGGAAAGACCGGAGAGUGAGUUCACAGAAUAGGUCGAUUGGGAUGAAGAAAACAUUAGUGUAUUACAGGGGAAGAGCACCACAGGGGAUUAGGACUGAUUGGGUAAUGCAUGAAUAUCGACUCGAUGAUAAAGAAUGCGACGAAAUCUCCAACAUUCAGGAUUCAUAUGCAUUGUGUCGUGUAUUCAAGAAAAAUGGUGUUUGUUCAGAGAUAGAAGAACUAGGCCAAACUAGUAAUAAUCAUGUACCAUCAUUUGAGUACCCAUUAACCCAAGGCACUAAUAAUGUUCAUGAUCAGUAUCAAACACCAUCUCCAGAUGUCCCAUUAGCAUCAUCGUCCUAUAUUGAAGAAGAAGAAAAGGAUGAUUCAUGGAUGCAGUUUAUUACAGAGGAUGCUUGGUGUUCCUCCAACUCUCCCUUUCAAGGUGAAGAGAUCUCUCCACUUGCUUUCACAAAUUUAUAAACAGCAGGACCUUUCAGUGUUCAAUUAAUCGAUGACAUAAAAUUCUUCUUACCAUAAUAAUCCAUAUUAUUUAGUGAUAAAAGUAUCUAGCUUUUUGUUUUUUUUACCCUAAUUAUGAACAAUGAUUUCGCUAAUUGUACUUAGGGGUUUUUAAAUUAUUUGUGUUGGAACUGGUCAUAUUAUAUAUAUAUAUAUAUAUGUACAGCCAGUUUAUCUUGUGGCUUUACGGAUUCAGAUUUUGACCUCUCUCUUUGAGGUUGUCGUGGUGUUAUACUUGUGAAAUAAAAGGCAAAUGGGUUGUUAUUUACUCCUCUCUCUUCUUAAAUUUAAUUCAGUUGAGAGCAGUAACCAACCAGGGUUGUAGCGGAAUGAAUAUGAAACAUUCAUCUCAGAUUCGAUCCCUCGGUACGGAAAAAAUUCUAUUAGGACGCAGAGAUCCUAUUUUCACCAAAAAAAUGAGAGCAGUACAAAUAUUUAUACGAAAAACUAAAAUCACAAUCAACAAUUACUCUAUGGCUUUUAAUUCUACUAUAGUAGUACUUAAAACUUAACUAAUGUUGGUAGGGGCCUA